Messenger RNA from Schistosoma turkestanicum, 2413 nucleotides. Lineage: Eukaryota; Metazoa; Platyhelminthes; Trematoda; Strigeidida; Schistosomatidae. The record is from the annotation of a GenBank genome assembly.
AUGUUUUCUGUUAGUUCACGUCAUGCAGUUAUGUAUGAAAUUGGAGCUGUUUCAACAAGUGCUUGUUCAUUAUGGCGUAUUGAACAUAAGAAAACUAAAUGGAGUGCUGGUUUCUUUUCAUGGGGUUCUGAAAUUCGUUUAAGGCAUGUAACUACUGGUCGUUAUUUGGGUGUAUUACCCAGUGAGGCUAAUGGAAGCGGACAUUGUGAUGUUGUAACUUUAUCAGCACAUGAAGCAACAAAUGCUGCUUCAAUCUUUUUGAUAAGACCUACUAAAGAUGAUAAAAAACGUUCAGAAGAACAUGAAGCUGAAGGUAUGGGUGAACCAGAUCUUAGAUUAGGUGAAACACUAACCUACCUUCAACAUGCAGCAUCCGGUCGAUGGUUAUCCUAUGAAGCAUAUGAAACACGUAAACGUGGUGUUGGUCGUGUAGAAGAAAAAAAAGCUGUCCUAUUAAUUGAAGGUCAUAUGGAUGACUUAUUUAGUUUAGUAAGAGCACAAGAUGAAGAAAUUAGAUCAGCAUCAGCAAUACGUCGUUGUACAUCCGUGUUUAAUAAUUUUAUACAUACAUUGAAUUAUAUAUCAUCACCGCAAAACAUUACUUUACCAUCACAACAAAGUCAAUAUAAUUUAAGCAGUGGACAUUUAUUAGGUGAAGUAACUCAAUGUUUAGAAGAUUUGAUAGAAUUUUUCGCUCAACCCAAUCCACAUGAAGAACAUGAAAUUCAACAAUCUAAAUUGACUGCUUUAAGAAAUCGUCAAAAUUUGUUUCAGAAUGAAGGUAUGAUUGGGCAUGUAUUAAGUACGAUAGAAAAAUUCACUGGGACAUUUCAAACACGUCGAGAGUUUUCACAAGCUGUUGGUGAAGAUAAAGCUGAUCAGUUUGAUGAGUUGGGUAAUUAUUUAUACUUAUUACUAGCUGCACUUAUUCGUGGAAACCGUGAAAAUUGUGCACAGUUUGCUACACCUACACGAUUGGAUUGGCUUUUCAAUAGGCUAGAGUUACAACAAGGUUUUGCUGAAGGUGUUUUGGAUGCUUUACAUUGUGUUCUAACUGACAGUGAUGAAGCUUUGUAUUUGAUAACGGAGCGUCACAUACGCACACUGAUUGGGCUACUUGAUAAACAAGGUCGUGAUCCAAGGGUACUACAAGCAUUAUGUUCAUUGUGUUUAGGACGUCAAGGUGGAGCUGUAAGAUUAAAUCAAGAGUUGAUAUAUGAAACUUUAUUGCCACAAAAAGAUUUAUUAUUACAAACAAAAUUAGUUGAUCAAUGUGGAUCAGUUAGACCAAAUAUAUUCGUUGGUUAUAAAGAUGGUGGAGCGAUGUAUCCAAAGUGGUAUUUUGAAGUAAUUAUUGAUUCUCUUGAAACGGUUACACAUCAACCAGCGAAAAUUCGGGUUGGUUGGGCUAAUACAGAAGGCUAUAAUGCUCACCCCUGUGGCGGACCUGGUUGGGGUGCUGCAGGUUUAGGCGAUGAUCUGUUUAGUUACGCGUUUGAUGGAAGUUGUUUAUGGGCUGGUGGUAAACCAAAACGGGCUACAAUCGGAACAGAUGAAACAACAAACGAAGAAGCAACAUCUAACGUACCUUUGAAACGUGGUGAUAUCAUUGGAUGCUUAUUGGAUUUAACUGGACCUGUUAUUCAGUUUAAUGUGAAUGGACGUCUAGUUAGGGGAUACUUUCAGGAUUUCAAUAUAACCGGUUUGUUCUAUCCAUGUAUGAGUAUGAAUGCAAAAGCUAGUGCAAGAUUUCUUUUAGGAUCAAAUCAAGGUCGUUUACACCAUGGUCCUCCACCUGGUUACUCACCAAUAUGUUAUGCUCGACAACCAGGACAGAAACUUCGUCUUGAACCUGUAUUCACAUUUGGUCAACUUGAAAAAUAUGUAUUCACUGGUCCAUUGAAUUCACCAACACCACAACAAUAUGUAUUUGUACCAAGAACAGUACGUACUUCACAUAUUCAACUACCAAAUUAUGUGGAAAUUGUUCGUGAUAGACUAGCUGAGAAUCUACAUGAAAUGUGGUCUAUGCGUAAAAUUGAUCAAGGCUGGAAAUAUGGUGAACGUCGAGAUGAUGAGAAUAAUCUUCAUCCUUGUUUGACUACAUUUGAUAAAUUGCCACCAUCAGAUAGGCAAUAUAAUGUAACACUUGCCUAUGAAACAUUAAGAACAAUAAUUGGUUUAGGUUAUAAUAUUACUUAUGAACCAUUACCUGAAGGUACAAGAAUGCGAACAAUGAAACUAUCAACCAACUUUACUCAAGUGAAUGGUUAUAAACCUCAACCAUUGGAUUUGUCACAAAUUCGUUUAUCUGUACGUUUAGAAGUAUUAGUUGAUCAGUUGGCUGAAAAUACACAUAAUAUGUGGGCACGUGAUCGUAUUGCAUUAGGAUGGACUUAUGGUUUUGUUGAAG